ACAAGCCAAUGCGAAAAGGCUUUAGUGUAUAGCAUUUCGUCACAUUCAAAUAUAUUACUCUACAGACUGACGAAACUACCCUCAGACACCUUCUUCUUUCAUACGCUUCUCUUCUUCUCUCUCUGUAACACCUUCACCGGCACUAUGUUCAACAACAGCAGAGGAGGAGGCUACUCAUCCUCUUCGAAAGACGAGGAGGAGCCUCUCCUCGACGAGCUCGGGAUCCACCCGGAGCAAAUCUGGAGCAAGACUCGAUCGAUCCUCAACCCGUUCCGAACCAACCGGACCGUCCACGAGGACUCGUCGGAUCUCUCCGGGCCGAUCUUCCUCUACCUCGCGCUCUGCCUAUUCCAGCUCUUCGCCGGGAAGAUCCAGUUCGGUGUUAUACUCGGAUGGAUCGUGGCCUCGUCUGUUUUUCUCUACGCGGUUUUUAACAUGCUCGCGGGGAGGAGGAGCGGGAACUUGGGUCUGCACACGUGUACGAGUUUGGUUGGGUAUUGUUUGCUUCCGUUGGUGGUUUUCUCUGCGGUGUCGUUGUUGUUCGUGCCGCGGGAGGGAGAUGGGGUUGUUGUUGUUAGGUUUGUGGUUGCGGGUGUGUUUGUGUUGUGGUCUUCGAGGGCUUGUUCUGGUUUGGUUGUGUCUUUAGCUGAUGGUGGAGAGGAGCAUCGUGGGUUGAUCUCUUACGCUUGUUUCUUGAUCUAUUGUCUCUUCUCUCUUCUCGUUGUGUUUUGAUUUAAAGAAAAAUAUUGAUAGUUUUUUUUUUUUUUUUUUUUUUUUGAAACCUUU
Raphanus sativus (radish) is the source of this 786-nucleotide messenger RNA. RefSeq lists its product as uncharacterized. The transcript has a single exon. NCBI's taxonomy places the organism in Eukaryota, Viridiplantae, Streptophyta, Magnoliopsida, Brassicales, Brassicaceae. Gene Ontology annotation, cellular component: trans-Golgi network; membrane. Gene Ontology annotation, biological process: endoplasmic reticulum to Golgi vesicle-mediated transport; vesicle fusion with Golgi apparatus. The annotation marks the transcript as partial. The record is from RefSeq and is a predicted model, not a curated record.